AUGUCGGCUCCGGCUGGUGUCAAAUACUAUCAACCUGGGGUGAUCGUUCCAGUCGAAGAACUCUCAGAAGACAACCAAUGGACUAAGGACCCUCGAAUCUUUAGGGACGGUAUGAUAUUCAUUCGUUCUCUCCUGAACCAAAAAGUGGUAUGUGUUCAAUCUAGGGGCACAGGGGAAAUGCUCGUCAAUAAGACUUAUAAUGCUGGUCCAUGGCCUGGGAGAAUACCUUUAGAACUUCGGAUUUCAACUGCACCAGAUUUAUCACACCGCCGCUUACCGGAACCUAUCGUGGUUGACGGAGUCGAGAGAAUAACGUUCAUCGAAUUGGUCGCUUGGCAGCGGAUACAAGACCGUCAAAACGCAGUUUAUUCUCUAUAUUUUAGGUUCUACAAUGGCGGAACUCUGGAAAACCUGAUCAACAGGUAUUUUGAACGCCGAAUACCAAUACCAGAGCAUUUUGUUUGGCACGUAGCUGAGAGGCUCGCCCUAGCCAUCCGAUUCUUCCACUUCGGUGCGCCGCCAGGUAGUAAUCGCGAACAAGAAAAUUGGGAAUUUAUUGCUCACCGCGACAUGGUUAUCAACAACAUUUUCCUUCACUAUCAUCCACGCCGUUCAGGCCGGCAACCACGUGCCGGUCAAGAAACUAACGCUUUUCCCGAAAUUGCUGUAGGUGAUUUUGGCGAGAGUAAUUUGGCGAAUGACGACGAAAAUUGGAUAUCGAAUGGCAUCUUCUCUGACGGAAUAGUUCACGAUUGGGAAGACAUGGCACCCCUCGAACCCCUCUCCCCCUCCACGGCUAAAGUCGCUAACUUAUACUUCAUGGGAGAGAGCCUUCGAAAAAUGGUUCAAACACAUAUACCUUACGACGAGCAUGAGAGCGACCUUGACAGGCCGAAUAGACGCCCCAUGCGUACGGUGAAUAAUUUCAUACCUGCUCCCUACGCCCCUUACUCGGACGAGCUUAUCGAGCUGCUUGCAAAUUUUGAAUUCCCUGGUUCCGACAACGGCUCUUUGAUAGACGAAACGGUGCAAGACGAUGAUGGCAAUGAUAGGCCACUUUCUGAUUUUCUCCCUACUCCUGAAUGGGUUGUAGACACAAUGUUGCCACUAGCUCGGAGGAAGGUCAGGCGAUAUCGAGGUAUCGGCAACAAGCCCGCAGGAUAUUACACUGCUCUGGACGUAUCGUGGACGAGACCCAAGAAGUUUAUGCCUUAUGAGUAUAUAAUUCCACCGUUUGUACAGGUCGAGGAUGAUGCAGACGAGGUGCCUAAUAGCAAUUUACACUCGUACCAACGAUGGAACCACAUAGAUCCCGAGUUUACAACAUUUUGGUUUAGGGACCCGGCUAUGUACGAGCUUCCCACCGAACCACCGAACGGUCCAUACCCACCUCCGCCGCCGGGCGGAGACUCGGACGUAGAGUCAACUCCAGAUGAUGAUUCUAAUGACGAUAACAAUGACGAUGACGACGAUGAUGGAAGCACGGAACCUGACGAAGAUACGUCUGGUAAUUAUUUGCCCGGACGAAGAUUCGACUGGUAA
This is a messenger RNA of Daldinia vernicosa, 1542 nucleotides long. RefSeq lists its product as uncharacterized. NCBI's taxonomy places the organism in Eukaryota, Fungi, Ascomycota, Sordariomycetes, Xylariales, Hypoxylaceae. The transcript has 9 exons. Gene Ontology annotation, biological process: protein phosphorylation. Gene Ontology annotation, molecular function: protein kinase activity; ATP binding. Bases 1 to 1542 code for a protein of 513 amino acids. The record is from RefSeq and is a predicted model, not a curated record.